Messenger RNA from Paramacrobiotus metropolitanus, 3677 nucleotides. Its product is annotated as telomerase reverse transcriptase-like. The transcript has 5 exons. The record is from RefSeq and is a predicted model, not a curated record. Gene Ontology annotation, cellular component: telomerase catalytic core complex. Lineage: Eukaryota; Metazoa; Tardigrada; Eutardigrada; Parachela; Macrobiotidae. Gene Ontology annotation, molecular function: telomeric repeat DNA binding; telomerase RNA binding. Bases 289 to 2949 code for a protein of 886 amino acids. Gene Ontology annotation, biological process: telomere maintenance via telomerase.
CACUGCUUCAUUCACCGAAAUCACAACAAAUGCACAUGGCAGCCGGCGUAAAAGUGCUCGAAUAAAAAUAAUUGUACCCUACGCCGUGUUUGCAACUUUCCACCGUAGCAGUCUGCAGCCUUUCUUAAAUUCUUUCAACUGCAUUUCUUCGCUAUCAAGUUGUACGUUAAUCUGGGAAGAAGCUGCGGGAUUGCAGAUCCCUGUUGGCGCCUGUGUUCCUUCUAAUAUCCGCUUGAGGUGCAUUUACGAACACUUGUUCCCUUUUCUUUGCUGCAUUCUGUUGUCGAUAUGGACGUUGACGAGAGCCUGUUGACGGAGGAGGAAGGCAGCCCGCCUCACCCGCACACGGCUCCGUCGUCGCAGCCUGCAGUGAGUGCAGUGGCCCAGCAGGAGGCGCCCGCCAGAAAGCCCCGCGCUCCCCGACCGCCGUGGGGCAACGUGAAGCAUCCCGGCCUGGCCACGGUGUACCUGCCCCACCGCGCGCUGCUGCACCAGCAGAUUCGUCCGUCGCGCGUGCAGCUGCACCCCGCCGAGGACCAGGCCAGCACGGCCUGCGGUCCAUUCGGAUGGAAGGAGUUGUUUGAGGAGAUCCAGCGGAAGGCGGGCUUGCAGCGGGAGCUGAGCGCGAUGGUGGCCCGGAUCAUCCGCCAGGUGGACCAGACGCCGCCCUACAAGGUGCAGGCCAAGUGGGCGCCGCUGCACUACAUCGAUGCCUGCUGGAAAGGCAGCGCCCUGCAGCUGGAUCCACCGCCUGCUGGAAUUGAAAAUUCUGCCAAUCCGUCGCUUCAGCGGGGAUCCUCCGAGAAGGAAACAGCCCCUGGCCCGCAGGCCGACGAGGUUGCCAAUGUGGUUAACCGGGACGAAAAAGCAGUGGGCUUCAGUCUGGCGAAGGCCUUGCGUCGCGAAGCCGCGCUGCUCCACGAGCUGAAACAAGUCCUGCGAACGCGCCCGAUGGACGACGUCGACGUGUACCGACUGGCCACGCCGGCCGGUCAGGUGCGCGAGUACGUGCAGGCCUACCUGUACGAAGUGCUGCCGUACAGGAAGAUCUUCGGGGACAACUACAACUGGAAGAUCUUCUGCCGCGGCCUGCACGACUACUUGGCGCUGGGGCGCGCGGACGAGAUCUCCCUGCUGCACGUCAUCGCCGGGACGCGCUUCGACGCGAUUCCCUGGCUGAAGCAGACGGAUGCCGAGCGGAGUCAGCUGUUCUAUGCGGGUUUUGUCCUGUGGAUUUACCAGCGUCUCGUCAAUCCGCUGGUCAAUCGACUCUUCUACGUCACGCUGACCGACUUCCGCCGAAAUGAGUACGUGUUCUAUCGGCGGGAGAUCUGGACGGAUCUGGUGCAUGCUGCGGUGCGAGAACGGAUUGAUAAGCAGUUGUGGACGGUCAUGCUGAACCAGUCCAAGGAGGAGGAGGAUUUGCUGUUGAGCCGCUCGGUCGUUUAUCGGCCGCGAUUCUUGGCCAAGCCGAACGGGAUCCGACCGAUCAUGGUGUGUGAUCCACACCCGGCCGCAGAGGAGGGGAAGUUUCUUUCAUUGAAGACCGUGCGCCUUGUUGCGGACUUUUUGGCUGGCCGGUAUUCCGCGAAAGGCUGCGCUUGCCAGAGCGACAAGGACAUCCAGGCUGCCUGGCAGGAAUUGCGCGCUGAGCGGCUGCAGAAGCAGGACACCCGGCCGCUGCUCUUCCUCGCCUUCGACAUCUCCCGGGCCUACGAGAACGUGAAGAGCAGUGUCAUCCAAGGCUUCCUGGACCAGUUGAGUGGGUUGUGCGAGAGGGAUGGGAUCAGGGGCGUGCUGCUGUACGACUUGUUCCGGGCCCGUGCUGCCGCGGGAGAGCGCCGGAAGCCCUCCGCGAGAUUCCGUCUUAUUGUUCCUGGCGAGCCGAUUGAUGAGGGCUUUCGCCAUGUGAAGCCGCAGAUGAUGCCGGUGGAGCGUGCCUUUCGAGCUGUUGAUCAGCUGAUGAAACCAGCCAUUUUUAAGUUCAAGGGAAAAUGGUACCAAUUUAAUUCUGGCGUUGCUCAAGGCGCUCCCGCAUCCGCUUGGCUGCUGAACGUGUAUCUGAGUGCGCUGGAGCGAGAGACGGGUUUCCGUGCCAGGGAGGACGAGAUGCUGGUGCGCUUCUUCGACGACGUCCUCUUUGUGACGCCGUGUCCGGAGCGUCUCCAGUCAUUCGCCCGAACGUACGCCAUCCUCUACGCGAAGCAUGGCUUAAAGGUAGCGCCGCGGAAGACGCAGACCAACUUUGUCACGUCGGAUUGUCGGGAGGCGCCAAGUCUGCUGCAUGGCGGUUGUACCCAGGAAGGCCAGAGCGUUAUGUCUUGGUACGGCUGGCUGUGGGAUUUGGCCGGAAUGGGCGUCAGCGUCGACAUCGGGCGUUUCGCCGCCCUGGGCGUCAGCUACACGGUGCCGGUGCUGGAGACGUACUGCGCGCGCGUCCGCACAGCCCUCGUGGCGUCGGUGCGCGGCAAAUUCUGCUCGGUGAUGCUGGACCUGGCCAGCUGCCCGCGGGCGGGCGUCGUGCAGAACAUUUACCAUCUGUUCCUGCUGGCCGGAGUGCGGAUGCUGGCCUACUGGCAGCGGAUGCAGCGAAUUGCCCGCAGUCGGCGCCAGGUGCGAGUGCUGUUGGAGGAGGUGGGCAGGGCGCUGAUCCAGUCGGUGGUGAAGCAGCUGGUCCCGCAGGCGGCCAUGGGAGGGCUGCUGGAGUUCCGGGUGGAGGGCCUGGCGUGGAUCGCCUUCGCGCAGGUGCUGGGCAGCGACGUCAGCGGGACGGUGUUGUCGCGCGGCUGCAAGCGCGCCAUUCGCGGCGGUUGCGCGAGCCGACUGAAGCAGAUGCCCGUGUACGAUGCGGUGGAUACGUGGGGCAUUCGGGAGCUCGCGGAGGAUCCGCCGCGGAAGUGGCCGGAGGAGUUCGCCCGGGUGACGGGGAUCGUGUUCGGGAGGGGAUGAUUCCCGCGCAUUGUUUUGGAUUUGUUGGUUUGAUGGUUAGCAGCGAUGUGCGAUUCACUCGCAUUACCGAUAUGGGCUGGAAUGGGUAGCACAUUCUGCUUUUGUGCAGUGAUACUGUGUUUUGUUGUGAUUACAUUUUGACGACUUCCGUUUACAGUUAAAUAGCAACUUGUAGCGGUGUUUUUUUGCCGGAGGAUUCGCGAAUAAGGUUACGAGAAGGAUAGAGAGGCUGCGCUUCGUGGUGGGCACUGACAGUACUCGUAUGUUUAUCUGCAGCGGUUAGAUGAUUCCGCCCAGUUAGUUAAUUCAGCGAACUUGAACGCGAAAAAACGCGUUCAACUUGUUGAGACGAGAUGUACUAUUACGGGCUGUCCAUGAACAUUUUCCUGCUUAUUACGGCUAUUUUUGGCAGUCAUACCGUUUCAGCAGUCAUCUGGUUUGCGGAGAAGAAACCUUGUCGUCCGCCCGGGGAGUGCAACAAGGUGACCCGUCAGGCCCUUUUGGCUAUAGCCUAGCCACGCUACCACUAUUUACCGACCUGGAUUGUGAAUUGUUUUGGCGUUUCUUGAUGAUGUCACAUUAGCGGGAACCGUGGAAAAGGUAAUGGCGGCCAUUAGGCGAAUUCAAGAACGAGCGGCAAAGCUGGGCAUGGCAAGUGCGAAUUCUUCCCAGUUGUGACGAAUGAAGAAGAUGAAUCAUUUAUUCGCACAUGCCUGCUGAGCAACUGG